CACAAAAAGGAAUAACAUGAGCCAUGCCUUCGGCACGACCUGGUAGUCUUAAAGAUCCGGAAAUAGCAGAACUAUUCUACAAACAUGAUCCAGAAAAGAUAUUUGAGGAUUUACGAGAAAUUGGUCAUGGCUCCUUCGGUGCGGUGUACUAUGCACGAUGCAACCUUACCAAAGAAAUUGUGGCCAUUAAGAAAAUGUCCUAUACGGGCAAACAAAGUUUGGAAAAGUGGCAGGAUAUUCUCAAAGAAAUCAGAUUUCUUCGUCAAUUGAAUCAUCCAAACACAAUCGAAUAUAAAGGUUGUUAUCUACGCGAAUCAACAGCAUGGCUUGUUAUGGAAUAUUGUGUCGGUUCGGCCUCCGAUAUUAUUGAAGUUCACAAAAAGCCAUUACACGAAGAUGAAAUUGCCGCCAUAUGUGAUGGUGUACUCAGCGGGCUGAGCUAUUUGCACAGCUUGGGUCGUAUACAUCGUGACAUAAAGGCUGGAAAUAUUCUGCUCACCGAUUGCGGUGUUGUAAAGUUGGCAGAUUUUGGCAGUGCUGCCAUUAAAUGCCCGGCCAAUAGUUUUGUCGGCACACCAUAUUGGAUGGCGCCUGAAGUUAUUUUGGCCAUGGACGAGGGCCAAUAUGAUGGUAAAGUGGAUGUAUGGUCAUUGGGUAUAACCUGCAUUGAGUUGGCCGAACGUAAACCGCCAUAUUUUAAUAUGAAUGCCAUGUCUGCAUUAUAUCACAUAGCCCAAAAUGAAUCACCUACGUUACCCAAAAAUGAUUGGAGCGAUACAUUUUGCAACUUCGUUGAUUUAUGUCUCAAAAAGAAUCCUGCAGAACGGCCAUCAUCGACAAAGCUACUGGGCGAUCCGUACGUUACCAGACAUCGUUCAGAUACUGUACUACUCGAGUUGAUAGCACGUACAAAAGCCGCAGUUCGUGAAUUGGAUAAUCUCAAUUAUCGUAAAAUGAAGAAAAUUCUUAUGGUUGAUACCUGCGAGACUGAAAGUGCCGUUGGCGAUACAGAUGAUACACAGGACGAGCAUGCCGGUGGUGAUAGCAGCAAGAGUAAUAGUAUUACGUCGGAACAUUCUAUACAUUCAGUGGGUGUAUCGGCGGCCAGUAGUCAAGUAAGCUCUUCGUCGAAUUCAAUACCACCUGCAACACAAAAUCACAUCGGUGGCGGUCCAUAUUCACAACAGCCACCGCAUUUGGGUGCCAUGAAUUAUCAUCACCCACAUCAUCAUCAGCAGCAACAAAUGCAUUCACAACAACAGCAGCAUCAGCAGCAACAGGCAAUAAGUGGUGCUGUUUCACGCAAUUCAUCACGUCAACGCAAUUUGCCACCAUUGCCUAGCAUUAUGCACAAUAUGAACAAUAAUGUGACACCAACUAAUUCCACAGCUGUGGUACCAGCACCUGUGCCUCCACACCAGCAGCAGCAACAUCAACAGCAGCCGCAACCUCCACAUUCAAUAAUGUCAUCCAUGUCAAUGGGCAGUGGACCGGGUGGUAUGCCGCCACAGUCGCAACAGCAGCAAUCAUGUGGAAAUAUGUCGACCGCGGGUGAUCGUAUGUCUCAAACGUCACAACAACAGCCACCGUUACAGCCACCACGUUAUCUCUUUCCGAUACAAGCCAACGAACAUGGUCCUAAUAAUUUUGCCACUAUACGCACUACAAGUAUAGUUACUAAACAACAAAAAGAACAUAUGCAGGAGGAGAUGCAUGAGCAAAUGUCUGGAUACAAGCGAAUGCGUCGUGAACAUCAAGCUGCACUUCUCAAGCUCGAGGAGAAGUGCAAAGUGGAAAUGGAAGCGCAUAAGAAUGCCCUGGACAAGGAAUAUGACAAUCUGUUGCAUAAUUUCACAAGGGAAUUAGAAAGACUAGAGGCCAAACAUCAACAAGAUUUGGAGAGGCGCAUGAAACAAACAACAGCUGCCGAAAAGAAAUUACACAAGGAGAUUACUUUGAAACAGGAAUGUGAUCGCAAAACCCAUGAUAUGCAACGCAAAAAGGACUACAAAGCCAACAAGGAGCGAUGGAAACGUGAAUUGUCAAUGGAUGAAUCAACGCCGAAGCGUCAGAGGGAUUUAACAUUGCAAACACAAAAGGACUCGCUCAAACAAGCUGAGGCCCAAGAGGAGCAGCGUCUGUUGUCAUUGCAAAAGAAAUACAUUGAGCUGGAAAUGCGUAAAUUUAAACGAAGGCGUUUAAUCAUGCUGCACGAACUGGAAGAUCAGCUGCUAAGAGACGAAUUGUCUAAGAAACAACAUCAGCUAGAACAGGCCCAUGCCAUGCUACUGAAACAUCAUGAGAAGACACAAGAAUUAGAGUAUCGCCAGCAAAAAAGUGUCCAUCAAUUGCGUGAAGAACAAAUUAAUAAACAACACGAUACUGAAUUGCAAAAUCAAAAAGAUUACAUGGAGCGAGUUAAAAAAGAUUUACUGCGUAAACACGCUCUGGAAAUUAGGCAACAUCCUAAGAGUCUAAAGCAAAAAGAAUUGCAAAUACGUAAACAAUUCCGAGAGACGUGUAAAACGCAAACAAAACAAUAUAAACGCUACAAAGCCCAGAUAUUGCAAACGACGCCAAAGGAGCAACAAAAAGAAGUCAUUAAACAAUUAAAAGAGGAAAAGCAUCGUAAAUUAACGCUGCUGGGCGAACAGUAUGAACAAAGUAUUGCUGAUAUGUUCCAAAGUCAAAGUUAUAAACUAGAUGAAAGUCAAGUGAUCGAGUGCCAACGUACCAACGAAAUGUUGGAAUAUGAAUUAGAUGUCUUAACUGCCUAUCAAAAUAAGAACAAGAAACAAGCUCAAGAGCAACGCGAUCGAGAGCGUAGAGAAUUGGAGAAUCGUGUGGCAGUCCGUCGCAGUGUUUUAGAGAGCAAGAUGGAAGCCGAAUUACUACAAUUCAAUCAAGAACGUGCCGAAAGAUUGCGAUUAAUGCACGAGAAGCAUGUUAAAGAAAUUGAAGCUUUCGAUGAAGAAUCAAUCACAUUAGGUUUCAACGCUAUGGCAGUUGCCGAAGGAUCACGAGAGGCAUACCCUGAUGAAGAGGGUAGUCUAUCGGGUUCAAUGAUUAGUUUAGCGCAUAGUAAUAGUUCAACAAGUUUUCCGGCUGGCUCCCUAUAGCAUAGAAAUGUUAAUAAUACAAAUGGAUUUCAUCAUAAUAAUAUUUUAAAUAAAGAUAAUGUAAUUAUUGCUAGUAAUAUAACAAAUACAACAACAACACCAACACCAACCAC
This is a messenger RNA of Musca vetustissima, 3232 nucleotides long. It is a transcript of the gene Tao, whose product is annotated as serine/threonine-protein kinase Tao. Bases 24 to 3119 code for a protein of 1031 amino acids. The record is from RefSeq and is a predicted model, not a curated record. Gene Ontology annotation, biological process: protein phosphorylation. The transcript is spliced from 12 exons. Lineage: Eukaryota; Metazoa; Arthropoda; Insecta; Diptera; Muscidae. Gene Ontology annotation, molecular function: protein kinase activity; ATP binding.